This is a messenger RNA of Magallana angulata, 2354 nucleotides long. Its product is annotated as protein amalgam-like. Gene Ontology annotation, cellular component: plasma membrane. Gene Ontology annotation, molecular function: protein binding. Gene Ontology annotation, biological process: axon guidance; cell adhesion. The record is from RefSeq and is a predicted model, not a curated record. The coding region runs from base 883 to 2253 and encodes 456 amino acids. The transcript is spliced from 9 exons. NCBI's taxonomy places the organism in Eukaryota, Metazoa, Mollusca, Bivalvia, Ostreida, Ostreidae.
UUUGAUUCAUCUACAAGCACAUCCAAACACUAGGUUUUGACAGACAUUUUACUCCUCUUUCUCUUUUUACUCAUAACGGCUGUACAUGUAGUUUAUGGGAUUGCACCGAAACCCGCGAUUAUUGUGAAGCUUCAUUUGACUGUGGAAUCAGUUAUCUUAAUUUUGUCAAAGUAUACAGAAUUUAUUAAGCAUCGAGCUCAAUGAAAGGCUCUCUGUAAAUACCAUUAAUUCAAUUUUCCUCGCCCGCCGCGCGCUGCCGGCAUCUUUCAUUGGCACACACGCUUUGGAGACGUCUAAUACUGGUAUUCCGGAGGAACAUUUGUAGAGUCCGGAGCAAACAGCACCGCCUGUCAAGUCGGAUUUUACUCAGCGGUUUCUCCACUAUUUCAUUCAGUGUCUAGCAGCGCGGGAAACUGCUCGCAGCUGGUCGUCUGCUUCUCACUGCAAGGUGUGCUUUCACUGGAAAAGAGGGAUCAAACUAUCGUAUGGGUUCGUGCUUCACUUAAGACGAUUUUCGCUGGAUUUUUUUUUCAACAAAAUGUAUUGAGAAAGAAUCCUUACUUCCUUUUUUUAUUUAUCAAUACCAGUUGAAACAGGACAUGUUAUUUUUUUUUUCUAAAUGAUUACUUCUUCUUUUAAACAAAAUUACUUAAUGUCAAAUUAAUUUGAAUUACGAUAUAUAUCUGGCAUUAUUUUGAGUGAGUGGAUUAAGUGAGUAAUUCUUUAUCCAAACCAGACAAUUUAUAACAUGGAAAAAUGGAUAAAUAGUAAAAAUAUUCAAACAUGUGACUGAAUACGAGGAAUGCAUACAAGAACAACAGCAGCAAAGUUCUAAGCCACCAUGUUCUAUUGUUGCUGGAUCUAACAUAGUAAGAAAACAGAAUGACACGCCGAAAAAGAGACAGGAUCCGCCGAUGGACACAUGUCUUUAAUACAGUGGUACCGGGGAUUUUCUUUUAUGCAGCUAUAACUAGUGCCUUAAGUGACAACGGAUUUCCUGAUCCUAUAUUUGACAACGACCCGAGCAACGUAACCUUUAACAUCGGGGAAACCGCAACACUGCCAUGUCACGUUAUGAACUUGCAAGCAAGAUAUCUGUACUGGAUGCGGAUGUCGGAGCCUAACCCAAUCACAGUGGGUACCUACGUGUAUAGCCCAGACACGCGGUUCUCCGUCACCAAGGACCACACGUCAACCCACUGGGACCUCAGAAUCAGGAAUGUAAAGUUAGAGGACGCGGGCGUUUAUUUCUGCGCUGUCAGUUCUGGGGAGGGGCGAGAGAAGCACAGAAGACUUAUCAAACUUAAUGUCAAAGAAGUCACGACAGUACCACCAGGAAUUUCAAUAAACGGAUCAGAAUUCGUGAAUAAGGGUGACCCUUUGGUGUUAGAAUGCCAAGCUUCCGGUUUUAACCAAGUGUCAAAUUAUUUAGAAUGGUAUAAAGAUGGGAAAAUAAUUGACAAUAGUUACAUUUGGAAACACCAUCGUUUAAGAGGUCGGGCUAUGAACAUUACAGACCACCAUAACAUUGAGACCAAGACUAUUAGGCGCGUUCUAUUUAUAGCUCGGUCCACUAUGGAGGAUUCUGGGACCUAUAUGUGUCGAAUAUCGCCAUUGGAUAUUGCAAAGAAGACAGUCCACGUUCUAGAUGAGGGUUCAUCCAGCAUUGAUAAAAGAGUUCCAAUUACAAUCUUCCCAACUCCUGCCAAGAUUGUGGUCCAGCCGGGAAUGAACGCCUUCCUACGUAUACACUGCCAGGCUUACGGCAACCCUCGCCCCAGGGUAGCUUGGUCUCGGGACGGCUACGACGUGUCCCGUGAUCCCCGGUUCUCUGUGUACCCCAAUGGAACGCUGAUUAUCCAGCGGACCCUGGAGCAGGACAUGGGUAGCUACCUGUGUAUGGCCAACAAUGGAGUGUCCAAUCCGACCCAAAGAAUCGUCAUGCUGCAACUCAGAGAAUCAUUGCUGGCAAGUAUAGAACAAGUAGAGGAGAGGAAGAGGGAGGGGGAGAAACUGUACCUGACUUGUUCGGGCUUUGGUUACCCCACCCCCUCAAUUACCUGGGAGAAGAACGGCCUGCCACUCACAUCCGACCAGAGAAUUAAAAUCCAAGGAGGAAGCUUGAGGGUGAUAAACUUGGCACUUGAGGACACGGGCACUUACUCAUGUAUAGUGAUGAAUGACGAGGAGAAAGUUGAGGACAGUGACUCCAUUCGAUCUGCUGUCAUCUACUUGUGUGGACUCGGCCAGUAAAGUCAAGUGUUCCCUGAUCGUGGCUGCCCGCCUGUGUGGUCACACCAGAUACUCGCGCCCUUGCUGUGAGAGUUGUCAGAGAGAGAAGACGAGAAUAAUGC